AACGUCACGUCACAGUUUUGUUUUGUUUUGAGAUGAAUAACAAAUUCAAGCAAAUGAGGAGCAGUGUAAGGUUUAAAUAGGGAUAAACAUGGGAUGACAGACACAUAUUAGGAGAGACAGAGAUAUAGAAAGGGGAGAGAGUAAUAUAGCGGGAGAGAGAUAGAGAGACAUAGAGAGACAGAGAGAGACAGAAAGAGACAGAGAGAGAGAGACAGAGAGAGACAGAGAGAGAAUAAGAGAGUUUUCUUCAAACAACAGUGAUGGAAACGUUGUGGUAUCUCACCCUGCUAAUCACAGGAUUCUACACACCUUCCUCAUGUCUUCAUCAGUAUCACCUCAUUACCAACAAUAUGAACUGGACUGAUGCCCAGAGUUACUGUAGAGCACAUUACACUGAUCUGGCUACAGUAGAUGACAUGGAGGACCAGAACAGGCUGAUUACCAGUGUCAGUAGUUAUAACUACUGGUUCUGGAUUGGACUGAAUAUGGGAGACUCCAUGAAGUGGCACUGGUCUCUGGCAGACAAACGUUUCUACAGAGAGGGGGAGACUGAGUUCAGAAACUGGGACACUGCGACACCCCAAAAUGGUAACUGUGCUUUAAUGAGUACAUCUGGGCUGUGGAACAACACCUCCUGUGAUGACCAGCAUCACUUCAUCUGUUAUGAUGGAAAACAAGUCACCAACCUAACACACAUCUUAAUUCAGGAGUACAAGACCUGGAUAGAUGCUCAGAGUUACUGCAGACAGCAUCACACAGAUCUGGUCAGUGUGAGGAACCAGACUGAGAACACAGAGAUAGAGAAGAAGAUAUCACUGAGGGGACUUCCUGUGUGGAUCGGCCUGUUUCAAGACUCCUGGAUAUGGUCAGACCAGAGUGACUCCUCAUUCAGAAACUGGUGGUCAAAAUGGAUUUCAACAGAUCAGUAUUUCAACUGCACUCUGGUGUCUUCCAAUCGUUCUUAUUAUUACACCGAAUGGGUAUAUGAUCCCUGUGACUUAUUCUUUCCUUUCAUCUGCUACAGCCCAGCUGUGGAGACUUCUGAGAAACCCCAACUGAAGAGACAGGUGGUGAGAGUGAAGAUGACACCAAAGGAUCGAAAUCUGAACCUCAGUGAUCCUACUGUUCAGGAUGCCAUCUUACAAGAGAUAAGGAACAAGCUGAAGGAGCAGGGGUUACCUGCAGACACCAAAGUGACAUGGAAAAAGCAGCCUGAUGGGAAGGUCUUCCACAAGGAUGAAGAGGGGUCUCCCAAUAAAGAAGAGGAUUAGAAGAAGAUGAAGAGGAUAAUGACAAAGAGAGAACUCUAAUUAUGUCAAAUUUUCUCCUUACAUUUCUCAUUUUAUUUGGAUUAAUUAUUUGUACUUGUAUGUAUUUUCUCAUCCUAAUUAAAUGUGUUUUAUUAAGAAAAUUGUUUAAUUAUAAACAUUAAUAGUGCUUUAUCUUCAGAUGUUUUUCUUGAUAAUUUUCUUGACUUGGUUGUUUUAUUUCCGGGUUUGUUCUCAAGAUAGACCUUUAAUACAUCAUGUCUAUAAAUGAGUUAUCUGUAGUUAUAUUAAUAUAUAUGGAGCUCUGCUUGGCGGCCUCUUCCAGCUCCUCCAUCUUCAACU
Salmo salar (Atlantic salmon) is the source of this 1610-nucleotide messenger RNA. Its product is annotated as putative C-type lectin domain family 20 member A. The record is from RefSeq and is a predicted model, not a curated record. Lineage: Eukaryota; Metazoa; Chordata; Actinopteri; Salmoniformes; Salmonidae.